Molecule: messenger RNA, 1365 nt
Organism: Sugiyamaella lignohabitans
Lineage: Eukaryota; Fungi; Ascomycota; Dipodascomycetes; Dipodascales; Trichomonascaceae
Gene: TNA1
Product: Tna1p
Exons: 1
Coding region: 1-1365 (454 amino acids)
Biological process (GO): transmembrane transport
Cellular component (GO): plasma membrane
Molecular function (GO): transmembrane transporter activity
Source: RefSeq, a predicted model, not a curated record
AUGCGAAAGCUCGAUCUGAGGAUCGUGCCUGCCAUCUGUAUUCUGUAUUUAUUAGCGUUUUUGGAGCGAACCAAUAUCAGUAAUGCCAAUGUGUACGGCAUGGGCAAAGACCUGAAACUCAAGGGUAACCAGUAUAAUACUGCUCUCACGGUGUUUUUCGUGCCAUAUAUUCUUUUCGAGGUGCCGUCGAAUAUCUUGCUGAAAAAGUUCACUCCUCAUGUAUGGCUCAGUUUCUGUAUGUUUAUUUUUGGAAUUAUUUGUAUUGCUCAGGGAUUUGUCAAGAGUUUUGGCGGUCUUGUAGCCACUCGAUUUAUUAUGGGUGCUGCUGAAAGUGGUGCAUUCCCCGGCUGUUUCUACUUGUUAGCCAUGUUCUACCGUCGUGAAGAGGCUCAAAAGAGAUAUUCUUUCUUCUUCUCGUCGACCUGUUUGGCAGGUGCUUUCGGUGGUCUGAUUGCUGCCGGAGUUUCUCAUAUUGACGGCAAGCUGGGUAUUGCUGCCUGGAGUUGGCUGUUUAUUAUUGAGGGUGCUGUAUGUGCUUUUGUGGCUAUUAUCAUGUUCUUUUUUAUUGCAGAUUUCCCUGAAGACGCCAAGUUCUUGACUGAUAACGAGAGAGCUUUCUUACAAGCCAAGCUUGCUUUGGACUCUGGUGACUCGUAUCAUGAGAGAAAGUACACGAUUCGCGACGUUUUGGGCUGUUUCAAGGACUGGAAGAUCUGGUUUGGCGGGUUCAUGUAUUUCGGACUCAUUGUUCCUGCCUAUGGAUACGCCUACUUCGCCAAUGCUAUUCUUGUGUCUUUGAAAUACACUCCUCUUCAAGUGCAAUACCACUCUAUUCCACCCUGGGUGGUGGCUUUUGCACUGGCCAUGAUCACUGCUACUAUCUCCGACAGGAUUCGUCACCGGUACCUGCUGACUCUGGCAUGCUCACUGCUCAGUUCAGUUGGAUUUAUCAUUCUGUUAUCUGUUCACGGAAGUGUUCAUGCCCGAUAUGGCGCCUGUUUCCUGGUAGCUGCCGGAACUUACAGUGCCAUGCCUCUGAUUGUAUGCUGGACAGCCAUGAACUUUGCUGGUCACUUACGAAGAGGUGUUGGAACCGGCUGGCAGGUUGGUUUUGGAAAUAUUGGUGGUAUUAUUGCCACGUUUACUUUCCUGUCGACUGACGCUCCAUACUACACUAAAGGUAUUGCCAUUGGUCUUGGUUUCACGGUGUUCAGCAUGGCCAGUUGUCUGACCUACUUCCUCGGCAUCCACUACGAGAACAAACAAAAAAGAUCCGGCGCCAGAGACGCUGCCUGGAACGCUCUCACCCCCGACGAGCAGGCGAAGGCCGGCGACUUCAACCCCGAGGUCAUCUAUCAGUACUAG